UUCACCCUUAAAAACGCACUAACUGUGUGUGUUCCCACCACCGGUCGCCGCCUGCUAGUGGCCGCCUCAGCCGUAUCUUCACUUCCAGGAACCUUCCUGAUUCACUGAUCCGGCAUAUAACUCCUUCUAGUACACGCAUCUCCACUUCAAUCAGUUUCUGAUCUUCAACUUACAACCCUUUCUUCUCUAAUUCUCUCUGCACCGUGUCCCUUAAAGCAACCAGUUGGAGGUUUUACUUAGAAACUUCUCUUAAGGCUGGUCGUUUUUUUGUAGUGUGUAUGAAGGGUUGGGUUCUGCAUACUGGUAAUUCCGGUGCCUUCAUGCUUGUUGAGGCUCAGUUUUCUAAUAUUUUGUCAGUGAGAUUAAAGGGUGUAUGGUGAUGGAGCCACGACAAAAUGAAUUCUCUGAUCAUAUUAAUGGUUUCACGUUGUAUGAUGAGGAUAUCUUACCCAUCUUUGAUCAGAAUCCAGGCCUUGCCAAUGAAUACAAAUUCAAAGAUGAACAUUUAGAUCUCAGCUUCUUGGAGCAUCCUUACACUGCACCAGAUCCUAACCCUGGUUCUUUAAGUGUUUCCCCGGGCAUGCUUGCACAAGUGGAAUCUCCUGAUGAGUUCAAUGAUUAUGUGUUUAAGUUUAUAGACCAGAUUCUUGUGGAAGAGGAUGAUGAGGACAUACAGAGUAUGUUUUGUGACCCUUUGGAUCUACAAGCCACUGAGCGAUCAUUGUAUCAAGUCCUUGGUGAAGCAUACCCCUCAUCUUCUCAACCACCUCUUACAUUAAGCCCAAAUGUUGAAAACACAGAAGAUAAUGUUUUUGGGAGUUCUGGUGAGUAUAGUACAAACAGCAGCACAAGUAAUAGCAACUCCACUCAUCCUGAUUGGCCUGGUAGUUAUACUUUUGAUUCCUUACCGCCAUUUACUAAAACUCAGUCCCUUGAGAACCCCCCGUUGUGGUCAUUUGGCUCCACCACUAGUGAUGUCGGUGGCACAAUGGAUGAAAUGCUAAGCACACAGAUUGCGCAGAAUAUAUUCACUGAUAGUGAGUCUAUCAAGCAAUUCAACAAAGGGAUGGAGGAAGCUAGUAAAUUCCUGCCUUCUAGUAAACCUCUGGUCAUUGAUUUGGAUGAUUAUGACUUGCCUUCAGAUUCAAGAGAUGCUCCUCCCGAGGUUGUAGUGAAGGAGGAGAAGGUUGAGAAAGAAAAGCCAUCGAAUGGGGUUAGGGGAAGGAAGCAUUAUCAGUUGGAGGACAAUGAUUAUCCGGAAGAAAGAAGUAGCAAGCAGUCUGCUGUUUAUGUGGAAGAGGAUGAAUUGUCCGAGAUGUUUGAUAGAGUCCUUCUUGGUGCUGAUGCUAAUGGCAAACCCAUUGCUUGUUGUAAAGAACCUCCUAUUCUCGUAGACAACAAAUCACAGAAAAAUGGACUAGUGGUUGGCUCUAAUAACGGCCGGAAUGCUCAUCCUCAAAGAAAAAAGACUAAUGAAGCUGUCGAUAUUAGCACCCUGUUACUCAGCUGUGCGCAAUCAGUUGCUGUUGGUGAUCGCAGGACUGCAAACGAGCAACUGAACCAGAUAAGACAGCAUGCUUCUACUUCUGGCGAUGCUUCACAGAGGUUAGCUCAUGUAUUUGCUAUUGGUAUCGAAGCUCGCUUGGCUGGCACUGGUUCUCAGCUCUAUGCAGCUAAAAGUGCAUUCCGGAUCUCGGCUGCUGAGAAGCUGCAAGCAUAUCAGGUGUAUCUUUCAGCCUGCCCUUUCAAGAAGAUCGCCAUGUUCUUUGCUAACAAAAUGAUAUAUGAAGCAUCUUCAAAUUCGUCAACUCUUCAUAUAGUUGACUUUGGUAUUGCUUAUGGAUUUCAAUGGCCCAUCCUGAUUAAGCAUCUUUCAGAGAGACCCGGUGGGGCCCCUAAGUUGAGGAUUACUGGAAUAGAGUUCCCCCAACCUGGGUUUAGGCCGGCUGAGCGGUUAGAGGAGACAGGGCGUCGUUUAGCCAAUUAUUGUGAGCGGUUCAAUGUUUCAUUCGAGUAUAAUGCCAUAGCAAGUCAAAAUUGGGAUACAAUUAAAAUUGACGACCUAAAGCUCCAGAGAAAUGAGUUUUUAGCGGUGAACACUUUGAUCCGAUUCAAGAACUUGCUUGACGAGACGGUUGUGGUAGAGAGUCCAAGAGAUAAGGUUCUGAAGCUGAUUAGGGAUAUGAAGCCAGAUAUAUUUGUUCAUGGAGUCGUUAACGGAAGUUAUAGUGCUCCAUUCUUUGUGACUCGUUUCAGGGAGACCCUUUUUCACUACUCUGCUUUGUUUGAUAUGUUUGAUGCUACUAUAGAGCGUGAGAAUGAGCACAGAUUGAAUUUCGAGAAGGAGUUUUACGGGCGUGAAGCUAUGAACGUGAUAGCGUGUGAAGGUGCUGAUCGGGUGGAGAGGCCUGAAACGUACAAGCAAUGGCAGGUUCGAAUAUCGAGGGCUGGAUUCAAGAUGAAACCGUUGAACCAGGAGAUAGUAUCGAAAUUGAGAUGUAAAGUGAGGGGAGGGUAUCAUAAAGAUUUCGUAUUUGAUGAAGAUGGGAAAUGGAUAUUACAGGGAUGGAAGGGACGGAUUCUGUAUGCGAGUUCAUGUUGGGUACCAGCAUACCACCACCGCCACCAGCCAACACCGCCACCAACGAUGAACACCCUCCUCCAGCUUCAGUGCUCAACCCCAGUUAAUAAUAUGCUGAAAACAGUUUUAUCUCCCAAACACCGACGACAACUCGAAACCCCACAAACAAAUCAGCUGGUGUACAUCCAAAACCCGCCGGAGAAGAAAGGAUGGUGUUCUUGUGGCUGCACCGAGUGCAAUGACCCGACGGUUCCACACGACUACUUUGAGGCUGUUCUUGAUUACAUUAACGACAUGCUCAUGGGGGAAGAAGAUGAUUUGAUGAACAAAUCAUCCAUGUACCAUGAUUGUUCUGCUCUCCAAGCAACAGAGAAAUCGUUCUACGAUGUUCUUGCCCAAAAGAAACCCAUCUUUCCUUCCACCAUUGAAGCUUUAGAUCUCAAUUUCCCUUCCACCAUUGGAGUUGUUUCUUCGAGGGGAAAGAAGAACCGUCAAGCGCCGGAAUGUGGUGGUUACGAGCAACACCGGAGUAACAAGCACUUGGCUGGUGGUUGGCCGGAGGAAGAACAGAUGGAGACGAAGGAGAUUGUGACCAUGAUCGACAAGCUCUUGCUUUGUCCUGGUUCGAACCAUGUUGGAUUGCACGACGAGCUUGCUUGUUGCCCUUUUGAUAGGCCGGUGAGUCCCUUAAUCACCGGAAAACAGAGAAGAAAGAGGUCGGAUGCCACCAAGGAGAUUGUCGACUUGAAGAGUCUACUCACUCAAUGUGCACAAGCCGUUUCGUCAAACAACAAACUCGGGGUCGAAAGGAUUCUUAAGAAGAUUAGAAACCAUUCUUCUCCUCGUGGAGAUUCCGAGGAGCGGUUGGCACAUUACUUUGCCGACGCGCUUGACGCCCGUUAUGCCGGCACUGGAAUGGAUCUUUACUCGAAUCUAGCCUUGAGUAAGAUCAUGGCUUCAGAUAUUGUUAAAGCUUAUCAGGUUUACGUCUCAACUUGUCCUUUCAAGAAAAUGUCUAAUAUCUAUGCUAAUAAAAUGAUUGGAAACCUGGCGAGGGGUUCGCCAAGGCUUCACAUCAUUGAUUUUGGCAUUCUUUACGGAUUCCAAUGGCCCUGUCUCAUUCAGGGCCUCUCAGCAAGGCUUGGUGGGACACCAAGGCUUAGGAUUACAGGAAUUGACUUUCCUCAGCCAGGUUUUCGUCCGGCUGAAAGAGUGGAAGAGACAGGACGUCGCCUGGCUGAUUACUGCAAAAGAUUCAACGUCCCAUUUGAGUAUCAUGCAAUAGCAAGACAAUGGGACGAUAUUAAACUUGAGGAUCUCAAAAUCAAUGAGGAUGAGAUCCUCGUGGUUAAUUGCUUAUACCGAUUAAGGAAUGUUCCAGAUGAAACCGUACUUGGAGCCAUCGAUUGUCCACGAGAGUCGGUUCUGAAGUUGAUCAAGAUGAUCAAGCCAAACCUAUUCCUCCAUGGAGUCGUGAAUGGGAACUACAAUGCCCCCUUCUUCCUGACGAGAUUCCGUGAGGCAUACUUCAACUUCUCAGUGUUAUUCAACAUGUUCGAGGCGGCAAUGAACCGGGAAGACGAGGAGCGGUUGUUGUUUGAGAAGGAGGUGAUCGGGCGCGAAGUGAUCAAUGUGAUAGCGUGCGAAGGAACACGGCGUAUUGAACGACCGGAGACGUACAAGCAGUGGCAAGCGAGGAACGAGAGGGCGGGAUUCACACCGGUGCCGAUGAACGGGGAGAUAAUGAAGGAGGUGAGGGCCAAGGUGAAAAUAGGGUUUCAUAGGGAUUUCAUGGUGGAUGAUGAUGGUCAUUGGAUGGUGCAAGGGUGGAAGGGGAGGGUCAUCUAUGCUAUUUCCUCAUGGAAGAUUGCAUGAUAUUUACACUCAUCUUCAAAAUGAUAACGAGAUACAUCUUAAUUUUA
Molecule: messenger RNA, 4503 nt
Organism: Cynara cardunculus var. scolymus (artichoke)
Lineage: Eukaryota; Viridiplantae; Streptophyta; Magnoliopsida; Asterales; Asteraceae
Product: scarecrow-like protein 14
Exons: 3
Coding region: 374-4456 (1360 amino acids)
Biological process (GO): regulation of DNA-templated transcription
Cellular component (GO): nucleus
Molecular function (GO): sequence-specific DNA binding; DNA-binding transcription factor activity
Source: RefSeq, a predicted model, not a curated record